UGCCGCCAUGGCGGGCGGGGGCACGGCCGCGCGCGUCCUGGGGCGCGCGGGACAGGGGGCGCGCGCAGUGGGGUGGGGGCGGCCGCUGGGCCCCGAGGAGACGCUGGGGCUGCUGGAGGCCUCCGUGGUGCACCGGGAAGGAGCCCUGCUGGCGCUGAGCAAGCCCCCCGGCCUGCCCGUCCUGGGACGCCCCGGGGAGCUGAGCCUGACGUUGCUGCUGCCGGCUCUGCGCCGGCGCCUGGGGCUCCCCGCCGAGCUCCACGUGGUGAAGGCUCCCACCAGGGAGUGUUCUGGCGUCGUCCUCCUGUCCAGCUGCCACCGCGCCACCCAGCAGAUCCAGCAGUUCUUCACCGAUGCCCGCCGGAGGGGCCGGUACCCCGCCACAUACUGCGCCGUCACCGUGGGAGUCCCGGCGGAGGCAGAGGGCGAGAUCCGUGCCGGGCUGUGCUGGCAGCAGCAGGGUGACACCACCGUGGUGGUACCGGUGCCGGCCCCGGGGCGCCGCAGCCUGGCCAGGAAGGAGGUGAAGAGCACCCUGACGCGCUACCGGGUGCUGGGUGCCGCGGGGGGUUGCGCCCUCCUCCAGCUCCAGCCCAGGACAGCCUUCCCGGAGCAGCUCCCGGUGCACCUGACGCUGCUGCUGUGCCCGGCCCUGGGCGAUCACCAGCACUCGUCCCGCGUGGGGAGGGUGCUGGGGGUGCCCUUCCUCCUGCCCCCCGAGGCCGCCCCCACCCGCACACAGGUGCUGGACGACGAGCUGCUGUCCCGGCUGGGGCUCUCCCCGCAGCAGCUCCGACGCCUCCCGCUCCAUAUCCACCUCCAGCAGUUGGUGCUGCCCCAGGGCACACUCUGCGCCCCCCCGCCGCCCCCCUUCCUGCGCACCCUGCGCCGCCUGGGGCUGCCCCAGCACCAGGAGCCCUGAUGCCCCCCCACCCCAACCCUCUCCCCCUUUGCCACCCCAUUAAAUCCCCACCGGGGUGG
This is a messenger RNA of Chroicocephalus ridibundus (black-headed gull), 981 nucleotides long. RefSeq names its product RNA pseudouridine synthase D3 (gene RPUSD3). Gene Ontology annotation, molecular function: RNA binding; pseudouridine synthase activity. Bases 8 to 922 code for a protein of 304 amino acids. The transcript is spliced from 9 exons. The record is from RefSeq and is a predicted model, not a curated record. Lineage: Eukaryota; Metazoa; Chordata; Aves; Charadriiformes; Laridae. Gene Ontology annotation, biological process: enzyme-directed rRNA pseudouridine synthesis.